UUUCUAAGACUGUACGAAUUUCAUCAUGAGUAUAUGGUACCUUUGUAUCGCGACAAAUGUAAAGUCAUGUACACUGACACCGACAGUCUUGUAUACGACGAUCGAGUGCGAUGAUGUUUAUGAGACGAUGAAACGCGAUAUUGCUAGGUUCGACACGAGCGAUUAUCCAGUCGACAACGGUAUGCCUCUUAAAAAUAAAAAAAUACCAGGUCUAAUGAAAGAUGAAAACAAUGGUGCGAUAAGGACUGAAUUCGUCGGACUUAGAGCAAAAAUGUACGCGUUGAAGGUGAACGGGAAAAAGGACACCAAAAAAGCGAAAGGUGUCAAGAAUAACGUAAUAGCGCGAGCCAUAACGUUCGAAGAUUACACCCGCUGUUUGAGAGAUGAGAUCGAGAUGACGCGUCGCCAGUCGUGUAUACGAUCCAAGUUACACGAAGUAUACACGGUGUCCGAAACGAAAAUUGCUCUAAGUCCGUACGACGACAAGAGAUAUCUCAUACCCGAUUCGAUCGAAACGUUACCGUGGGGACAUUAUCGGAUAUCCCUAUAAUAUAUUUGUAUAUAUUUU
Molecule: messenger RNA, 568 nt
Organism: Monomorium pharaonis (pharaoh ant)
Lineage: Eukaryota; Metazoa; Arthropoda; Insecta; Hymenoptera; Formicidae
Exons: 1
Coding region: 26-550 (174 amino acids)
Source: RefSeq, a predicted model, not a curated record